CUCACUUGUGAAAGUACUUCAGAGUAUAGCAGACGGUCAUACCAGGCCAUACUGACAUCUCUGAAAAAUUAUGUAGACAUGUGCUGGUUACGUUUCUAUAUAUUUAUGUAUUAAAAGAACUGAUCAACAUUUUUAUUAUCUUAAUUUUUUCAUUCAUCAGUAUUUAAUAUUCAAUUCUACGUGUAAAGUAUUUCUAAAGUGUAACAUGAAUAUGUAAAAUGAAAAUGACUAACUUCAUACAUGUUAAUAAGUGUGUAUGGAUGGUUUGAUUAGAAUUGAAAAUUUAUAUAAGUAAAGAAUGAUCAAAUGAGUGAACAAUUUAUAUCAAAUGUUGAAUAAUAACGUGAAAUAAAAGAAUAAGAGAAAUAUCAAAUGUUUAAUUACUUAUUAUUUAAUUACAUGUAUUUGAAACUAUUAAUUUUAUAUAGGUUAAAUAAUUAGCAGAAAAGAAAUAAACGAUGUAUAAUAAGAAAUUUACUGUAAGAAACAGUAACUAUUUAUUCGUAAUAUGGGGACUCGCAAUGCAUUUGAUAAUACUAUGGGGUAUACUUGAUAUAAAUUUUCAUUCUCCUAUUAUACAAGACUUGCCAAAUGUACCAAUUUUGAAUAAUGCACCAGCAAAAAGAUUGGUUUUAUUUAUAGCAGAUGGUUUAAGGUUUAGAACCUUUAUUGAAGCACCACCAAAAUUUCUCAAGCAAAUAAUGAUAAAUAAAGGUGCUUGGGGUAUAUCACAUACAAGAAUGCCAACAGAAUCUAGGCCAGGUGUUGUUGCAAUUUGUGCAGGAUUAUAUGAAGAUCCUAGUGCAAUUUUUAAAGGAUGGAAAGAAAAUCCUGUUGAUUUUGAUUCUGUAUUUAAUCAGAGUUACUUUACAUGGGCAUGGGGAAGUCCUGACAUUAUACCUAUGUUUACAAAAGGUGCAAAAAAUAACAUCCAUGGAGAUAGUUAUUCUCCAGAAUGGCAAGAUUUUGAUAGAAUGCAAGGUCAAAUUUGGCGUUUAGAUUCAUGGGUAUUUGACAAAUAUAUCAAUUGGCUUCAGGAAGAAGCUCACAGAAAUAAAAAUGCAAAACGAAUUAUUCUUUUCCUUCACCUUCUUGGUUGUGAUACUACAGGACAUACAUCGAAACCUUAUUCUAGAGAAUAUGUUGAUAACAUGAAUUAUGUUGAUCGAAAAAUAGAAGAGGUGGUACAUAUGACAGAAGAUAUUUUUGGAGAUAAUAGUACUGCAUACGUUUUCACAGCAGAUCAUGGAAUGACUGAUUGGGGAUCACAUGGAAGUGGUUCUACAGAUGAAACAGAAACUCCAUUGAUUGUUUGGGGUGCAGGGAUUAAUGCAUUUAAUUCUAGUCAAAAUGUGGAGCAAGUAGAUAUUACCCCAUUAAUAUCAUCUUUAAUUGGUGCUCCUAUACCAAUUAAUAAUGAAGGUGUUUUACCAUGGCAAUACUUAGAUACUGCUAAUCAGAACUAUAUAAAUCGUGUUUUAUUAAAUAAUUUAAAGCAAUUAACAUAUCAAGUAAAAGCAAAUCGUAUGUUGAACUGUGAGGAUAAUGAAUUUGCAGAUUGGAGAGAGGUAGAAUUAGAUAAUAAAAUUUUGAUGCUAGAUAAAUAUCUUGAGGUAAAAGAUUCAAAUGAGACAUUAAAAGAUAUAGUAGCUACAAUUAAAUUAGCCAAAAAGGCUUUAGUAUAUUUUCGACAAUACCAAAGAAUACGAUUUUUAGCAUAUUUAUCAGUAAUGUGGUUUGGCUGGAUAACGUUGCUAUUUCUAAAAAUAGCCGGAACUAAACGAACUGUUAUUAAUUCCUCUAAUUUAUUAAUAACAGAUAUUGUAUUUGUAAUAUUACUAUUUACAAUACUUAUCAUGCACAAAGUUUCAGGUUGUAAUAAUUGGAGGCUACCUUGCUAUGCAUUGUUAGCUAUAAUUUCUGUUUGGAUAGCUAUUCGGAAUGCGAUUACGCGUUCGAUACAAUUAAAGAUACAUAAUAAUAAACAUCAUUGGUUAAUGGGCAUAGAAAUAGUUGUUUUAUUAGCAACAAUGUUCAUUGGAUUAACGUAUAGAUCAUUUCUCAGUAUAGGAAUUUUAUGCAUUGGCUUUUCCCAGAAAAUAUUGCUAAAAAACAUGAAGAAUUCUUUUUUUUGGACUGCUUUAUGUCUGGCUGUUUUUCCAUUACUACCUGUAGUUGAACCGUACCCUCGAGUUUAUAUUGUACUUCUCAGCAUAUGUGUUGAGGCUAUAAUAGUUAUUGUAAAAGUCUACUCAAAGAGUAGGAAAACAGCAGAAAUUUUGCGGCUAGCAAUUAUAGGGCUAAUAUAUUUAGAAUUUAUAGAUGGUCGAAAUUGGAUUUCGUGGGCAAUUUUAUUAACUACACCGUUAUAUAUUUGUACCUACCCUACACAAUUAAAGGAAAGAAUGCAAGGAAUUAUGUUGAGCCUCUUUUGCCCACUUGUUUUAUUAUCAGCAUCUUAUGAACCUUUCUUUUUCAUAAUUCUUGCAUUGCAUUUAUCUUGUUGGAUAUCUGACGUUAAAAAAGAUGAGAAAAAUGAAGAACUCUUGACAAUAGAAGAAUUACUCAAAGCAGCAAUCUUUAUGUUAUAUACAUUGUUGUGCUUUUUUGGAACUGGUAACAUGGCAAGUAUCAGUUCAUUUGAUCCCUCUUGGACGCGGCAUUUUGUGACGGUUUUUUCACCAUUUAUAAUGUUUUCAUUGAUACUAUUAAAAAUUUGUAUACCUUUAAUCUUGGUGGGAUGUACAAGUUACACCUUUGGAUCUUCGAAUAGUUUUCUAGCGGUGGUAUUACUAGGAGACUGUUUAACGCUACCACUUAUCUAUUGUGUUACACCUCAAGGGAGUUGGUUAGAUAUUGGUAGUGCAAUAAGUAGAUUCACUAUUACAAUUUCUCUUCCAUGUCUUUUAUUGUUAUUAUACUGUUUAUCAUACCCUCUUAUAACUUAUUAUCCAAAUAAAUUGAAAUUUCAUAUUAGCUUAAAAAAGCAGCAUAUUGUAUGAACAAUGUAUAUCAUUUUUCUUGAUAUGGUAAAGUUUAUAUACAUUUGUUAUUAUCAAAAAUUAAUAUGCUUACAGUAGGUUUGGAUUUUAAAUCUUCGUAUAUCAGGGUAUGGAACAAAAUGUAAAAUUGUGUCAUAAUGUGAUAGCUGAACAUUAAUGAUUUGCUAUCCACUAAUUCUUAGAUCUAUAGUAUUAAUUCAUUAGUAUUUCUACAAUUUCAAAAUAAAAAUAUCGUUCUUA
Messenger RNA from Osmia bicornis bicornis, 3242 nucleotides. RefSeq names its product GPI ethanolamine phosphate transferase 1 (gene PIG-N). The record is from RefSeq and is a predicted model, not a curated record. Lineage: Eukaryota; Metazoa; Arthropoda; Insecta; Hymenoptera; Megachilidae. Gene Ontology annotation, molecular function: mannose-ethanolamine phosphotransferase activity. The transcript is spliced from 8 exons. Bases 459 to 3002 code for a protein of 847 amino acids. Gene Ontology annotation, cellular component: endoplasmic reticulum membrane. Gene Ontology annotation, biological process: GPI anchor biosynthetic process.